Molecule: messenger RNA, 2963 nt
Organism: Grus americana (Whooping crane)
Lineage: Eukaryota; Metazoa; Chordata; Aves; Gruiformes; Gruidae
Gene: ALG6
Product: ALG6 alpha-1,3-glucosyltransferase
Exons: 15
Coding region: 1164-2687 (507 amino acids)
Biological process (GO): protein N-linked glycosylation
Cellular component (GO): endoplasmic reticulum membrane
Molecular function (GO): dolichyl pyrophosphate Man9GlcNAc2 alpha-1,3-glucosyltransferase activity
Source: RefSeq, a predicted model, not a curated record
UUCAGUACUACUGCUGUGUGGGAUUUUUUUGUGUUUUUUUUUUUUUGGCAGUGGCAAGUGUAUUAAACUCACUUAAAUCGAAUGAUGCUUCUUCAGCAGGGAAAUUCUUUAGCAGUUGUGCCCAGGCUCAUCCACUCUUCUGUAAUGUAUCUGUUGCUGACUGUGGAGGGAAUGGUGCUACUGCUGCUGAUUUGGCAGUAUAGCCUUUGGAUUUACUGCUGUUUCUCACUGUCAAGACUGAAAUAGUUUCUUCAAUUUUUUUCUAACUCAGACUAAAAUAUUUUUGAUUCUCUGGGUCAAAGUUUGCAUAUUCUAUAGUUAGUGGUUUUUUGCACAGGGCAAUGUUGUUACUUUCCUGUUUUUCAAUUUUUUUUUUGAGUUGGAUGCAUGUGGCUUUUAAUUUGACAGAUCUAGCAAUGUUUCUUAUUGUUACUGGUUCCUUACUACGGUCAAGCAAGCUUGGUGGGAGAUCAAUCCUUCUAUCUUUUUGGGUAGAAGGAUGGAGAAGAUCUCUUGAGCCUGGUAGGCUUCAUCUAGUGUAUCCUCAAGGGAGAGGCAGCUGAUGGGUAGUGUGCUUAUGCUUGGGAAGGGAGAAGUACGAUCUCAAGCCCCUUUUUGAAUAUUGAGGAGACUGAAGUAAGAUUCACAUCAGGGAUUUUUGAUCAUUAAUGCCAGAUCUUUGCAUUCCUAGGUUGGCAGUACACAUUUCAUUUUUUGAUUAGGUACUAGCUCAUGACUGUGUGUAUUUCUGUGGAAUUGGUUAGAACACGUGAUGCAGAGUUUAUGAUGGUCUCUGUGCUUUUAUAACGGCUGCAGGAGAACAGACAAUGCCUGGUCCAGUGCAAGACCUGCCAGUACACAAUUAACUUUUAAAUCAUUGUUGAAUACGUUUAAACCAACAGAGAAGCCUAUUCCAGAUCUGCACUUUGCAUAGUUUGGCCAUGGUGUUCUUAAUCAAUAAAAUAAGUGACGUUAACUAACACAUUUAUUAACUUUUUAAAAUGGUGUGCUUGUUAACAAUCCUUUUUUUUCCUAGUGAGUUAUUAAUCUACGAGUUUUUAUAGACUUCUUUGAAGAGGUUUUUCUUCAGUGGCAAAUACUAGUUUGUGAGCUACUUAACAUACCUGGUUGGUGCACCUUUUGGCUUGUUACAAAGACCAGCUAUGGAGAAGUGGAGCUUAAUGACAAUUACUGUUUUACUAGGACUUACUGUACGCUGGACUGUAUCACUUGGUUCUUAUUCAGGUGCAGGAAAACCACCUACGUAUGGAGACUAUGAAGCUCAGAGACACUGGCAAGAAGUUACUUACAAUUUACCCAUCAGGCAGUGGUACUUCAAUACAAGUGAUAACAACCUACAGUACUGGGGCCUUGAUUAUCCACCUCUUACUGCCUAUCACAGUUUUCUGUGUGCUUACAUUGCAAAGUUAAUAAAUCCUGAUUGGAUUGCUCUGCACACAUCUCGGGGGUAUGAGAGUCAGCCACAUAAGUUAUUUAUGCGUACAACAGUGUUUGUUGCUGAUUUGCUGAUUUAUAUUCCUGCAGUUAUUUUAUAUUGUUUUUCCUUGAAAGAAACAUCUACUAAGAAGAAGGUUUCCAGUGCUCUCUGCAUACUGCUUUAUCCAGGCCUCAUUCUUAUUGACCACGGACACUUCCAAUACAACUCAGUGAGCCUUGGCUUUGCCUUGUGGGGUGUACUUUAUUUGUCUUACGACUGGGACCUUUUGGGGUCAGUGGCAUUUUGCUUGGCCUUAAAUUAUAAGCAGAUGGAACUCUACCAUUCUCUGCCAUUUUUUUGCUAUUUACUUGGAAAGUGCUUCAAGAAGGGACUGAAAGGAAAGGGGUUAGUAUUGUUAACUAAAAUAGCCGGGACAGUGGUGGUUUCCUUUGCUGUCUGCUGGCUCCCGUUCUGUACCGACAUGGAACAAAUCAUGCAAGUACUCAGAAGACUCUUUCCCAUUGACCGAGGCUUGUUUGAGGAUAAAGUAGCCAAUAUUUGGUGCAGUCUAAGUGUCCUUAUAAAGAUAAAGAAUAUAAUAUCACCUCAAAUUCAACUAAAACUCAGUUUUGCAGUAACAUUCCUGAGCCUGCUUCCUACUUGUAUAAAACUAACUGUCCAGCCUUCUCUCCGAGGAUUUAAAUUUGCCUUGGUUAGUUGUGCAUUGUCAUUUUUCCUGUUCUCCUUUCAAGUACAUGAAAAAUCUAUUCUUCUAGUGUCAGUACCAGUCUGCUUGAUCAUAAAUGAAAUCCCUUUUAUGGCUACAUGGUUUUUACUUGUAUCAACGUUCAGUAUGUUGCCUCUUCUACUGAAAGACGGCCUGCUGCUGGCCUACACUGUGACAAUGCUGGCAUUCCUGUUGGCCUGUGUGGCUUCCUUUUCCAUAUUUGAGAAGACUUCAGCAGAGGACCUGCAGCUGAAACCGUUCUCCCUUUCCCUGAAGGGAUAUGUUUCUUGGUUUAAGUCAUUUCCAAAGAUUGUCAGGAGUCUGUUUCUUCUUUCCAUAAGCCUGAUGGGUGUCCUGUCUCUGAUGAGUGCUGCAGUGCAUCCUCCGCAGAGGUUACCAGAUUUAUUCCCUGUAUCUGUGUCCAUUAUUUCUUGCUUACACUUUUUAUUAUUUUUGGUGUAUUUUAAUGUUGUUAUACUCUGGGACUCAAAGAAUAGUAGAAGUCAGAAGAAAAUCAGUUAAUCAAAGACUAAACUGUGAAAGGACAGAGUAUUUUCAGUGAGUGGUGUCUGGCGUUGCAGGUAAACCUGUCUGUGGUGUAAUACAAUUCCUGUAACCUAAUGAAAAUCGGGAAAAAUGUUAUGCAUAUUUAACCACAUAAAUAAUUAAAGAUCGUUUUAAAGGAGAAGUAUGUUGAAGCGGACCUGGAAAUGUGAUUUGGUGUGUUUUCUUCAGAAGUGUAAUACUUUUGUUACCACUUGUAAACUUAAAUUACCUAAUAAAGGACCAAAUUUUGAA